This is a messenger RNA of Aspergillus affinis, 864 nucleotides long. RefSeq lists its product as uncharacterized. The transcript is spliced from 2 exons. NCBI's taxonomy places the organism in Eukaryota, Fungi, Ascomycota, Eurotiomycetes, Eurotiales, Aspergillaceae. Bases 1 to 864 code for a protein of 287 amino acids. The record is from RefSeq and is a predicted model, not a curated record.
AUGCUAGGCCCCGCAGCAGACACGGUUCUAUCAAUUCCAGAGCUGUUGGAGGCAAUUUUGCUCCACCUUGACAUGUCCACCGUCCUGUUGUCGGCUCAGCGCGUAAACAAGCAUUGGUUGGCAACUAUCAGUGAUUCUAUUCGGCCCCAGCAGCUCCUUUAUUUCAAGCCGAUCCCAUCCUCUAGACUACCUGCAUGGGCCUACUCAACUCCCGAAAAUCCCUGCGUUUUCCUCGAUUUAAGUCGUUGGGAUUCUUUUCGCCGCGCUUAUGCUUUUACAACCGAUAUGACCUGGUGGUCGGAUGAUCAUAGUAUUGCUGAUUGGAGUGAAAUGCCUGAAGAUGUGGACUUGUCAAUCGAGUCUCUACACCGUCAAAAAGCCUUUACUCGUGCCGGUGCCAGCUGGCGCCGAAUGCUGGUGUCUCAGCCCCCUCCCCUAGCGCAAGGUCAUACCUGGCAUGACUACCCAGACAGAGAUAUCACCUUUUCGAAGGGCAUUAUCACCGAGACUCCAAGCCCUUCAACGUUGCUUCCAAUCUCUCAGAGUGGUCUUCGCAUGGGUUUACUUUAUGACCUGAUUCAGUACCACGCUGGACAUCAUGAGCAAAGCUCGCUCUAUUUUCGGAUUCUGUGGGGUCAUCAGUGGCGUGAAUAUAGUGUUAACAAGCCACAUGUCCGUACAUCCAACGAGCUACUCAAAGAGAUAGGGGUCGUUAUUCAGUUUGUCCAUAAAUGUGAUAGUAGAUCCAGGGAGCCUGUGGAUGUGAGAGCCUGGAACUCUGCGUUUAAGAGCGAGGAUUUCCAACUCCCAGAACACGAGACUGUGGAGGCUUGGAGGGGAAGUUGGGACGAUCCUGAUGAUUGA